Molecule: messenger RNA, 519 nt
Organism: Neopelma chrysocephalum (saffron-crested tyrant-manakin)
Lineage: Eukaryota; Metazoa; Chordata; Aves; Passeriformes; Pipridae
Product: peptide methionine sulfoxide reductase MsrA-like
Exons: 5
Biological process (GO): cellular response to oxidative stress
Cellular component (GO): cytoplasm
Molecular function (GO): peptide-methionine (S)-S-oxide reductase activity
Source: RefSeq, a predicted model, not a curated record
CACCCUCUUCCCUCCCAGUGCUCCCAGUGCCUCUCCCAUCACCUGCAGCGUCCAGCUCCCAGUUUGGAGGGUGGGACAGCCCCUCUCUGGGGGGCCAUGCGGGGUGCGGGGGUGCUCCCCAGCCCCGCCGAGGCUCUGCCAGGCAGAGCACAGAGGAUGACAGUGACAGCCACCCACGCUGUCACCGGGAACACCACAGUGCCGCCGUUCCCGGCGGAGAUGGAGACGGCGAUUUUCGGCAUGGGCUGCUUCUGGGGGGCCGAGCAGCUCUUCUGGAACACACCAGGGGUCUUCUCCACCCAGGUGGGGUUCGCGGGAGGCUUCACCCCCAACCCCACCUACGAAGAGGUUCGCACAGGGCUGACGGGACACGCCGAGGUGGUGAGGGUGGUCUUUGACCCCCAGAAAAUCAGCUACGAGGAGCUUCUCAAAAUUUUCUGGGAGAACCACGACCCCACUCAAGGCAUGAGGCAGCAGGAGGACGUGGGCACCCAGUACCGCUCUGUCAUCUACACCCUG